This is a messenger RNA of Kluyveromyces lactis, 786 nucleotides long. RefSeq names its product Kre1p (gene KRE1). Lineage: Eukaryota; Fungi; Ascomycota; Saccharomycetes; Saccharomycetales; Saccharomycetaceae. Gene Ontology annotation, biological process: fungal-type cell wall organization. Bases 1 to 786 code for a protein of 261 amino acids. The record is from RefSeq and is a predicted model, not a curated record. The transcript has a single exon.
AUGAGAUAUACAUUUACUGGAUUACUACUUCUUUUGGUGGCUUCAUUUGGUGUUGAGGCUCAGCUGAUAACAUCUACUCUUACAUCAAUCAAUGUUGCUGGUGCCACUGUGACGCUUGUAACUGUUAUUGAUUCAGCUACAAUAGCAGCAGCAGCAGCCGCUACUGCAGUUACUACUACUACCCCUACGACAGCUGCCCUAGCAGCCGGUGCAACAACGGCAUCGACAUCCACUACCGGAUCAACAACAACGACUACACCUGUGGCAGCAGCAGCAGCAGCUACCGAUACCGAUACGACGUCCGUUGCUACUACUACAGCUGCUGUCGUUGCUAAUGCAGCUGACACUGCUUCAUCAACCACAGCAUCAACCACAUCUGCAGCAACAGCCGCAGCAGCUACAGGCACAAGACCAGAUCCAUCCACAUCUAUGACACCAUUGCCAAGCGGUGUAGGUACUCCUAUCGAUUCAUAUGUCACUUUAACUUUCGGAACCACUAGUACCACAACUAGUAAAAGACAACCAACCAGUAUCUGGGUCACUAAGACAAUAAGUGGUGUCACAACAGCUUUCGAGACUCCUUUCUAUCAGAAAUUCAGUAGCCAAUACACGGCUGUGUCCUCUGCAAGUUCUGGUAGCGUUGGGCUAGGUACACUUUCUGGGACUGUUGGUGUUGUAAAAUCUAAGAUAGUAACCACUAUUUCCGGUAAUCAUGCCGUUUACUUUGCUCAAUCAUCUGCUACUAUGACUUCGAUGAUAUUGACCGUGUUAAUGAUGUUCAUUUAA